This is a messenger RNA of Galeopterus variegatus (Sunda flying lemur), 437 nucleotides long. Its product is annotated as group XIIB secretory phospholipase A2-like protein. The coding region runs from base 96 to 437 and encodes 113 amino acids. The transcript has 2 exons. Gene Ontology annotation, cellular component: extracellular region. Gene Ontology annotation, molecular function: calcium ion binding; A2-type glycerophospholipase activity. The record is from RefSeq and is a predicted model, not a curated record. Lineage: Eukaryota; Metazoa; Chordata; Mammalia; Dermoptera; Cynocephalidae. Gene Ontology annotation, biological process: cholesterol homeostasis; triglyceride homeostasis; lipid catabolic process.
CCUGCCUGACAUCUGGCCGGUGGGCUGUGCGCCUGGACUUCCUGGGACACUGGCUGGGAUUUGAGGAGGGAACUUAGCACCUACCUGGCUGCAGGAUGAAGCUGGCCACCGGCUUCUUGAUACUGUGGCUUAGCCUGGGGGGUGGCCUGGCUCAGAGCGACACCAGCCCUGAUGCAGAGGAGUCCUAUUCAGACUGGGGCCUUCGGCGCCUCCGGGGCAGCUUUGAAUCUGUCAACAGCUACUUCGAUUCCUUCCUGGAGCUGCUGGGAGGGAAGAAUGGAGUCUGUCAGUACAGGUGCCGAUACGGAAAAGCACCAAUGGCCAGACCCGGCUACAAGCCUCAGGAGCCCAACGGCUGCAGCUCCUAUUUCCUGGGCCUGAAGGUACCAGAAAGUGUAUGUACUGCCAGCUUCACCACUUUGGUUGAUUGGUUUUAA